This is a messenger RNA of Camellia sinensis, 450 nucleotides long. NCBI's taxonomy places the organism in Eukaryota, Viridiplantae, Streptophyta, Magnoliopsida, Ericales, Theaceae. The record is from RefSeq and is a predicted model, not a curated record.
AUGGGGCCAUUCGAGAUACUAGAAAUGAUUGGUCCUGUAGCCUAUCGCCUUGCACUUCCACCUGAACUGUCCAAUGUCCAUAAUGUGUUUCAUGUUUCAAUGCUUCGGCGGUUCCUUCGAGAUCCAGAGCACGUUGUUGAUUAUGAGGAUCUAGAAGUUCAGGAGGAUCUCUCUUAUGAAAAGCAACCAGUGCAGAUUCUCGAUCGUCGUGAUCAAGUUCUCCGAAACAAGACCAUAUCAUUGGUAAAGGUCUUAUGGCGAAAUCAUCGUAUCGAAAAAGCUACGUGGGAAACAGAAAGUCAAAUGCGAGCCAAAUAUCCACACCUCUUCAAAAUUAAGCAAACACUGCAAAAAAAUUGCAGAGAAAAGAUGGAGAAGAUUGAUUCCACUCUAUAUGUCCUUGAAGCAAACACUGCAAAAAAAUUGCAGAGCAAAGAUGGAGAAGAUUGA